AUGUUCGGAAGUCAAUUAGGAAAGAUCGCUUAUGAACACACUGCAAGGUGUUGGGUCACACUCUUAUAUAAGCUCGAAUCUUGGCUGGUUCACGUUGUUGUCGACACACGCACACCCGAAUGGACAUGGGGUCGUGACGCAUUCUGGAUGGCAUUUCUUGCAGCUUAUCCUGACUUCCCUCACGGCUCUUGGCCCCUUUGGAAUUCAAGAAUCAGUCUGGAAGGAGCGUUUAUUGAGUCGUGGACACUCACUGAGGAUCCAGAGGAUUCACCUGCGUUGAUCACAGACCAUGAUACUAUCAGAGCUGGUAUAUGGACCGAGUUUCAAAGACUAGCCGCUGAAUGUUUUCCGUACUCACUUGUAGCUGAGCUUUGA
Messenger RNA from Suillus discolor, 375 nucleotides. RefSeq lists its product as uncharacterized. NCBI's taxonomy places the organism in Eukaryota, Fungi, Basidiomycota, Agaricomycetes, Boletales, Suillaceae. Bases 1 to 375 code for a protein of 124 amino acids. The transcript has a single exon. The record is from RefSeq and is a predicted model, not a curated record.